Emericellopsis atlantica is the source of this 845-nucleotide messenger RNA. Its product is annotated as thioredoxin-like protein. Bases 333 to 758 code for a protein of 141 amino acids. The transcript is spliced from 4 exons. Gene Ontology annotation, molecular function: structural constituent of ribosome. NCBI's taxonomy places the organism in Eukaryota, Fungi, Ascomycota, Sordariomycetes, Hypocreales, Bionectriaceae. Gene Ontology annotation, cellular component: mitochondrial large ribosomal subunit. Gene Ontology annotation, biological process: mitochondrial translation. The record is from RefSeq and is a predicted model, not a curated record.
AUACUUGGGCGGGCUGGGAAAGCGGCUGUCCUCUUCUUGAGGCACGUCUACGAUAGACUAUGAUGACCACCAUCCGCUGGGUGGUGACAGUCUCUUUCCAACUGCUCUUUACAGUGAGGAAACGGUUCUCGUGAACUUGAAAAUCUGUUCGUCUUCUCAGCUUUCGCUUUAUGUAUACUGUGGGACCCAAGCCCAAACGGCGCCCUUUUACCCGGAUUUGUACCGCCCUCGAAUUUUUGCUGCGUACUCCGUAGACGCAGUAGGACGCGACGUCGUACCUACUAUUGGCGCUCCUAUCCAUCGGGUGCUUCAUCCAGCAGAUAACCUUCAAGAUGACGGUCCACGGGAUACGGACAGCUGCUUCUCAGACAACCAAAGUCAAGAAUGGCGUGGGCGCAUUCAUCUUGCAAUGCAAGAAGAUGGAAUUCCACUACUGCGACUGGGCGGGCAGCUCAAGAGGCAUGAAUGGCUUCAUCAAGGGCAUCCUUCCCAAGUUUGCCGCCGCGAACCCCCAGAUCGAAUUCUCCAUCUCCCCCCGGCCCAACAAACACCCCGUCGUCACCGGACACUACAUCAACGGCCGCACAAAACCAGUCUGCGUGCGGAACCUUUCGCCCUACGAGAUCCUCGAGAAGGUCGAGCUACUACGAGACGCCAGCGGAGAGAAGCUCACAAAGACCAAUAAGGCCGUCACCAGUACGAAGGACAGUGUCAGAGGCAUCUGGUCGCCCUUCCACGGCAAGGGCGAGCCUGUGUGAAGGGGGGGCUGGGUUUGUGUUGUUUCGUGGACAUGUACAAGUGCAAGCGGGGUGUAUAUCAUGUAUUAACACUGUAUCUGCUGGAAG